AUGCGUUCGUUGAACACGUUUUUACGACCAUCGGCAGGCGUCCGAAAAAUAUCCAGUUUGGUAUUGCCUGAGAGUCAUUCAAAACUAAAGAAUGUGUGUCGAGAAUUUUCAGAAGCUGAAUUACGGCCGGUUGCUGCAACACUAGACAAGCAGCAGAUGUUCCCUACUGAUCAAAUUAAAAAAUUAGCUGAUUUAGGAAUCCUAGGAGUUGUGGUUGACAAGAAAUAUGGUGGUUCAGGAGCUGACUCUCUUGCAUUAUCAGUAGCUGUUGAGGAAAUAUCCAGAUGCUGUGGCGGAACCGGUUCAAUUGUAAGCAUUCAUAAUGCUCUAUAUGCAGGCAUAAUAAACAAAGUCGGCACUCCUGAACAAAAAUUACAAUUUCUACCAGAUUUCAUUAGUAGAGGUAUUGUUGGAUGUUUUGCUCUCAGUGAACCAGGAAGUGGCAGUGAUGCUGCUAAUAUGCACACAAUAGCAAAACGUGAAGGAGAUCAUUGGAUAUUAAAUGGUACAAAGGCUUGGGUGACUAAUGGUAUUGAAGGCGGUGCGAUUAUUGUGAUGGCUCGUUCGGAUAUUUUUAAAGGCCAUAACGGAGUAUCAGCAUUUAUUGUACCAACAAAUACACCAGGUUUAACAAAGGGUAAAAGAGAUGAUAAAUUAGGUAUUAGAGCAGCAUCUUCUUGUAAUAUUAUUCUGGACAAUGUUAUUGUACCAGUUGAAAAUAUGUUGGGGAAUGAAGGUGAUGGUUUCAAAAUAGCCAUGUCUGGAAUUGAUUUGGCUAGAAUAGGUAUUGCAUCACAAGCAUUAGGAAUAUCACAAGCUGCAAUGGACUGUGCUAUUGAUUAUGCUGGAAAUAGAACCGCUUUUGGUAAUGCUAUUAUUAAACUGUCUGCUGUGCAGCAAAGAAUUGCUAAAAUGGCUACACGGUUGGAGGCUUCUAGACUUUUGACAUGGAAAGCCGCAUGGUUGAGAGAUAAUAAUCAACCUUUUACCAAGGCAGCAUCUAUGGCCAAGUUAGAAGCAUCACAAACAGCAACAUAUGUUACACAUAAUUGUAUACAGAUUCUCGGCGGGAUGGGAUAUAUUUCAGAUAUGCCAGCCGAACGACAUUACAGAGAUGCGAGGAUAACUGAAAUAUAUGCAGGUCCGACAGAUAUUCAAUAUUUAGUUAUUGCUGAGAAAUUAGCAAAAGAAUAUGGGUAUAAAACUAGAUAA
Molecule: messenger RNA, 1212 nt
Organism: Macrosiphum euphorbiae (potato aphid)
Lineage: Eukaryota; Metazoa; Arthropoda; Insecta; Hemiptera; Aphididae
Source: the annotation of a GenBank genome assembly